Molecule: messenger RNA, 1786 nt
Organism: Patella vulgata (common limpet)
Lineage: Eukaryota; Metazoa; Mollusca; Gastropoda; Patellidae
Product: N-acetyl-D-glucosamine kinase
Exons: 10
Coding region: 120-1148 (342 amino acids)
Molecular function (GO): N-acetylglucosamine kinase activity
Source: RefSeq, a predicted model, not a curated record
AUCUCCCUUUUAAUGCAAUCGAAAGCAUUUAUUGAUGUUUGUCUUAAAAAGUGGGUUAGCUUGAAACCAGUUUAUAUUUGUGUAACAGUUCAUUGCAGUGACUGGCAUAUCAAUAUACAAUGGCUGAUGGAGAUUUUUUGUAUUUCGGUGGAAUUGAAGGAGGUGCCACGCAAUCAAAGAUGGUGAUUAUGCGUUCAGAUGGGAAAGUAAUGGCAUGGAGUGAAAGUGGUUGUACUAAUCAGUGGUUGAUUGGACUGGAUGAAUGUUUGAAGAGAAUAAACACAAUGACAGAAGAUGCUAAACAGAAAGCUGGAUUAGAUGUUAAAAUGCCAUUGAAAGGACUUGGUCUGUCUUUAAGUGGGGGUGAUGAAAGCGCUUCUCAAAUUCAGUUGAAAGAAGGAUUAUCCCAGAAUUACCCUAAUGCAGCAGAGAGUAUUUCAGUUACUAGUGAUACAUUUGGUUCGCUAGCAACAGGUCUAUCAAAUGGUGGUGUUGUAAUGAUAGCAGGUACAGGUUCUAAUUGCCAGCUUAUAAAUCCAGAUGAAUCAACGCAUAGAUGUGGUGGAUGGGGACAUUUGCUUGGAGAUGAAGCUUCAGCUUACUGGAUUGGUCAGAGAGCCAUUAAGUUGUAUUUUGAUCAUGAAGAUAAUCUUAUACCAUGUGCCUAUGAUACAACUUUUGUUCGAGAUGCCAUGUUGAAAUAUUUUAAAAUUAAAACAAGAGGUGAAAUCCUAGAUCAUUUCUAUGCCAAAUUUGAAAAAGCCUUUAUUGCUGGAUUUUGUAAAGAAAUUGCACAAGAACCUAAAGAUGCAUUAGUUUGUCAUAUAUUUAAAGAAGCUGGUAAAAUUAUGGCGUCGCAUAUUAUUGCUGUAGCGCCAAAGAUGGACAAAGUAUUAAUAAAUGGUAAAGGAGGAUUACAUAUUGUAUGUGUUGGUUCAGUGUUUAAAAGUUGGUCUCUUCUACAACCUGGAUUCAUGGAAGUUUUAAAAGAGCAGGGCAGUCAAUUAGGAAUUAACGAAGUGACAUUAAUAAGAUUAAAAACAUCUGGAGCUGUUGGAGCAGCAUCACUCAGUGCUAAAGCCAUCAAACGUUCUCUACAUAUAGACUAUGCUGCAAAUUCUGAUGUUAUAUUUAAUAGUAAAGUUUAACAGCAUUAAACAACUCCUUAAUGAAUUGCAUACCAACUUCAUACAUUCCAGUAUUGUAAUUCGUUCAUCAGCAAUUGUGAGUUGUUUGUGCCUUUUUUCGGUUAUUCAAAAUGCAUACUCAUUGCAAGAUUUUAAUGUUUUGUGAGUAUAUGAAAUUGAACCUUUUCCAUAUCAUUUUAAUUUUAUUUUUGUAAUGUAUUACAAAUGUCUUGCCAGUCCAACAAAAAAUGGCCAGAAAUCUCCAAACACACUGUGAAGAAAUUCGUCUUUCAAAACUGAAUGUUUCAUAAAUUUAUGUGAUCAUGAUAAAAAUAUUAUUAUUUACCAAAAUGUUAUUUUGCUUUAAUAUAUUAAUAGUGGGUUAGACCUUUAUUUAUGGAAGAAAACCUGAUAUUGUAAUAAUCCUUUUACAUUUCUCUUCUUUUAUUGUGCAAUAAUACUGCUGUUAAAUUUAAGAUAUAUUUAGCUUUAAUUGUGGAUAAAUUUGUCUUUGAUAUAUUAGUGAGACAUUGUUCUCUUGAACAAUAAAUGGGACUGUUUUCAAUGCUUAUUGAUUGUAGAAAUAGAAGGGAAAAUAAAAUAUUAUAUUAACAACAUAUAUAUAUGGUAAUUAAGUAAAUAAAUAAAUUUAAUCACGA